Peronospora farinosa is the source of this 594-nucleotide messenger RNA. The record is from the annotation of a GenBank genome assembly. Lineage: Eukaryota; Oomycota; Peronosporomycetes; Peronosporales; Peronosporaceae.
AUGUUUGAGCUGUCAACGUCCAAGGACGAGUUUGCCUCUGCUUACAAGCUAGAAAUCGACGCAGGUACCACAGCUGACGUCGACGUCAAUGGCUUGAAAUUGGGUCGUUGGUCCAGUGGAUUCUUGGAGUUUUAUGGCGACUGCAUUCCCAAUGGUUUCAUGGCCUUUCUCUGUCCUGGAGUCUCUGUGGCUCAGAUCAUGGCUCGAUUGGGGUUAAUGCGCUAUAAAAUAGUGCUUCAACUUUAUGCUGCGCUCUAUUUCCUGGUCCUAUUGGCUAUUUCGGCAAACAAUACCGUCAUCAACUUUAUUUGUGUCGUGGCUGCAAUUGUCGCAGCAUUAGCAGUCGCCCGACUGCGAACUAAAAUGCGCACAUUGUUUGACAUUCCGGGAAACGCAUUGCUUGAUGUUACAAGUGCGUUUGUGUGUGGACCUUGUACAAUUGCACAAAUGGCGAGUCAUGCUGAAGCUUAUCAGUCGGGGUCAUGCUCAUUCCGCGCUCGAUCAACGCUGGAAGGAUAUGUUCUACAUAAUUAUGAGCUUGUCAUGAAAAUGGCUACACAUAUAGCUGACAGUAUGAUUACGUCAGCAUCAUGA